UCCAACAACAUCAAACGUGUCUCUUACAACAACGACAAAUCUAUAGCGAUGAUGCACACUCUAACACACCGAAAGGACCGCUUUGAUAUAUGUGUUACCUAAUUAUUUAAAAGAUGGACCUGCCACCCAAGCCAUCUCCAUAUCUCGAAAUACAACACCGCCACGUUUUCCGGACCGCGCAUCAGCAGAGUACACGCUCACCAUGACUCCUCCCAGCUUCCUCUCGGAGGCCUUUGGCUCCCUUUUAUAUGCUUUAGCUGAUAUGCAGCCUCUAAUUUUGGUCUAUUUGCAUCUCAUCAUCUCAGCUCUGCUCCCAAUCUACGCAGCCUCGCACGCAUCGCUGAGCCGCCCGUCCUCCGCGCAACUGCCGGAGAAAGGCAAGCAAACAAAGGGAGACGAGGUCGACGAUGAAGAGGAAGAGGAGGAUCUCAAGGUCCACGUGAUGGAAGGCCUCCACCCGUCCGACGCGGUGAUGUUUCCGAUCCUCGCCGGAAUUACCUUGACUUUUCUAUAUGUCUUGAUCAAGUGGGAGACCAAAUGGUUGAACACGAUCCUGAACGUGUACUUCGGGGUUUUAGCUCUUCCCGCAACUACGCAACUUCUCAGCGAUGUCCUACUGGCUUUCACUCGAUUUCUAUUCCCUCGCAAGUACACCUAUGGGAAUCGGCUAUUUGUGGUGCUCCAAGAGUUCGAGGAAGCCCGGGCGGUGGGAAAGGAUGGGCAAACCAAUUCGAACAGGUCUUCCCCCUUACCGGGAUCUCUCUCGAAACUGCCAUUCGGAGACGGCUUGACCAAUAUCCUUUGGAAUAUUCGAGGCUUUCUGACUAUGAAACUUACUCUCCGGAUCAAGGUCGGGCGUCUCCUAUCAUUGAAGACUCGCUUUGGAGUCCAAGAGCUCAUUUCGGCCUUCGUCACGGUCAUGGUCAUCCUGUACUACAACUUCGUAGCCAAGCCUUGGUGGAUGACCAACUUGAUGGGGUUCGCGUACUCCUAUUCAGCGCUAAGAAUCAUGUCCCCGUCUACCUUCGCCACGGGCACCCUGAUGCUGGUCGGGCUUUUCUUUUACGACAUCUAUAUGGUGUUCUUCACCCCGAUGAUGAUUGCAGUGGCAAAGGCCUUGGACGCUCCCAUCAAACUCAUGUUCCCCCGUCCACCCCCUCCGUCCGCGGGACCAGGACAGACAUUCUACUCUAUGCUCGGGCUUGGUGAUAUCGUCCUUCCCGGGAUCUUCGUCGGACUCGCCCUGCGCUUCGAUCUGUACAUGUACUACCUCCGCAAGCAGACGAAGGCAGCUACCUCAGCGAAACACUCCCAUGAUGAGGCUUCGGGGGACCGAAAGUCCUCCGAAGAUGCCACGACCGAGGAGCCCCAGGUCUCCGAAGUCCUCUUUAAAGCCAAAUAUCGCGCCCCAACGAACCUCUUCGAACGUUUCUGGCUUACUUCCUGGUUUGAAAUCCUCGCUCCGACCUUUGCCCGAAUCAGUCCUUUUGUCGAGACAUUUCCGAAACCGUACUUCCAUGCCUCGCUGGUUGGGUACAUCCUCGGCCUGUUGGCGACCCUCCUCUCCAUGCACCUGAUGCAGCAUGGCCAACCAGCGCUUCUCUACCUCGUCCCUGGCGUCCUACUCGCCUGCUGGGGUUUGGCUAUCGUCCGUGGUGAAUUGUCGACCUUUUACAACUUCUCGGAACACGAGGAACCCGAACCGCCCUCUAGCACCACAAAAGCGGCGGCGACGAAGAGGCCUGCGGCUGCGUCGGUCGAGGAACUAGAAGUUGGUGAGAGGGACAAAUCAGCCGCGGCUAGUGCAUCGGAGCAGAAGCCCUUUCUGCUGAAAGAAUCCGAGCCCGAAUCUGCUGAAAGCAACCCAUCCGACACCGAUCCCACCGAUCCCACUCGGUCUCACGCACAACAGCACCAGGAUAUCCCUCACAGCGACACGACUGAAGAGACGCCCAAGACCAUCAAGUCCGUCCGCUUCGAACUCCCCGAACACCGACCCCGCUCGCCCGGCAACUUCGAAGCGCGGAAGGAUCGAGAUGACGAAUCGUCUUCUGUGGAAGCAGUGCUCUUCUUGUUCUCCAUCACGAUGUCAACCCGUGGGAGGAAGGCCAGGGCGGAGGUUACUGACAAGGCGGUGCCGACUGAUACUGGCGCGGCGACUGGGUCUGUGAGGAGAAAUGGGGCGGCCGUGGCUACGGCAGUCGAUGCCAGUAAGGGAUGGGGGAACAUAAGAGCUCCUGGGUAUACUAAGGCGAAACGUAUAAGACUGGAUUAGGUUUGCCUCGACCUCAGGUAUGCCGUAUUGGUGUGCACAACGCAUGGUACUGGCAGUAUGGCUCUCUCGGAGCGUUAUGGAAAGCAUUGCAUGGCGCGGAUUACUCGGUAUAGCUGUGGCUUGCAUUAUCUUGUAAUAUUAGACAUAAACCUCAAAUGGGAGCUAUCCUCGCUUCUUCGUAGGAAUCCAAGGAUUGCAUGACGGUAUACACGGACUGGCAUAUUCCUCUAGUAUUCCAUAGGUCG
Eremomyces bilateralis CBS 781.70 is the source of this 2520-nucleotide messenger RNA. RefSeq lists its product as uncharacterized. NCBI's taxonomy places the organism in Eukaryota, Fungi, Ascomycota, Dothideomycetes, Eremomycetales, Eremomycetaceae. Gene Ontology annotation, cellular component: cytoplasmic side of endoplasmic reticulum membrane; membrane; lumenal side of endoplasmic reticulum membrane. The transcript is spliced from 2 exons. Gene Ontology annotation, molecular function: aspartic endopeptidase activity, intramembrane cleaving. The coding region runs from base 203 to 2275 and encodes 690 amino acids. The record is from RefSeq and is a predicted model, not a curated record. Gene Ontology annotation, biological process: membrane protein proteolysis.